Messenger RNA from Gymnogyps californianus (California condor), 1655 nucleotides. RefSeq names its product polymeric immunoglobulin receptor-like. Gene Ontology annotation, molecular function: signaling receptor activity. Lineage: Eukaryota; Metazoa; Chordata; Aves; Accipitriformes; Cathartidae. The transcript has 8 exons. The record is from RefSeq and is a predicted model, not a curated record. The coding region runs from base 1 to 1494 and encodes 497 amino acids. Gene Ontology annotation, cellular component: cell surface.
AUGGAGCUGAGAGUCCUCCUCCUGCUGCUGCUCUGCUUCCCAGGUCUCCAAGCCCAAAUACCUGAUGCUGAGGAGAGGCAAUUGGAAGGAAGCACUCUAUAUAUCCAUUGUCCUUACACAGCGUAUGCUGAACACGAGCAUCAGAAAGCCUGGUGCCGUACGGGAGAGAGACGAUGUGAGCCCUUAGUGGAGACAACCUACCCAACACAAUCCCCAUACAUAAACCAGGCCAGAAGGGGGAAAGUUACACUAGAGGACGACCCCGUGCGUAAGACCGUGUCCAUCACCAUGACUAACCUCCAGGCAGAGGACUCAGGCACGUACUACUGUGCUUACCGUUCCUACAGUUAUAGGUAUCUUCCACUAAAGAUUAUCUCACUGAAUGUUUUCAAGGAGCUGCACAAGUGGGAGUUGGACAGUUUCUCUGUGCAGUGCAAAUACAGUGCCUUGGUGCGCAGCACAGAUAUAAAAGUCUGGUGUCGAAGAGGUCAGACUGCGUGUAAAAUCUGGUUGAGGACAGAUGACCCUUCGACAAGGACUAACAGCAAAGACCUGGCAGACAGAGGCUUGAUCCAGGAUGACACCCACGAAAGGACUGUCACCAUCACCAUGGAGAAGCUGCAGGCCCAGGACACCGGCGUGUACUGGUGUGCGCUCUACAGAGACUUUCGUCCCACCCGGAUAAUGGAGGUCAGGCUCUCUGUGUCCAAGAGGACCCAACAAUACACAGCCAAGAAGUCAGGCAAUGUCUCUGUCCAGUGUGCAUACAGUGCCCCAGACUAUGGGGCUGUGAGCAAAGCCUGGUGCAAAGAGGGAGAUGAUAGGAAAGCAUGUACCAUACUGGUCACCACGAACUCGAAGCCCUCAGGGUACGGCAGGACACCUCAGGAAGGCAGAGUCACGAUCCAGGACGACACCCAGCAGGGGAUUGUCACCAUCACCAUGGAGAAGCUGCAGGCACAGGACUCCGGCGUGUACUGGUGUGCGCUUUAUGAACACGGUCAGCUUCUCCGAAUGGUGGAGGUUAUGCUCAGUAUUUCUGAGAUAUUGGCUGGAACAACUUUGUCAGGUACUGCAGGCACAAGUCAAGCAACCCCUUCUGGUGACGCCCCAGCACUGAGCUCAAAUGUAAACACCUUCGUCAUACUCUCUGGGGUCCUGAGCAUCGUGUUCAUCCUGGCACUCAUCAGCUUGAUAACACUGUGCGUCAGGCGGCGCAAGCAGCUGAAGAGAAGAGGUAACAGACAAGCAGAGCACACCUAUGACAAACCAGAGGACAUAGCACAGCUUGACAGCACUGAAAGAAUGGAAAGUCCCAAGGAUGACAGCAAAGACCUAAAAUAUGUUACCUUGAACUUUAAAUCCCGACCCAUCCCUGAGGAUCCUCUCUACUGUAAUAUUGAACCCAGUCAGGCUCACAGGAAACCCAAAGAUGAAGAUGUGGAAUAUGCUAUCAUUGCACUCAAGCAGCUACCAACAAAUGACAAAGGAUGAAGCACAGAAUCCCACAACAAUCUAGAAAUGGGAGAAAUGAACUGGAAUACAAAGUGGGAAUGGGGAGAAGAAGGUGUGUGGAUGGGACACUGAGGAAAGAUCUAUGUUUUUGCUGCCAUGUGUAUGUUGCUUAUGCAUUUUAAGACCUCCCUCCUUUUAGA